Molecule: messenger RNA, 534 nt
Organism: Suillus subaureus
Lineage: Eukaryota; Fungi; Basidiomycota; Agaricomycetes; Boletales; Suillaceae
Exons: 3
Coding region: 1-534 (177 amino acids)
Source: RefSeq, a predicted model, not a curated record
AUGUUUCUCUCUCCCAACUACCUCUCUUCUAUUAAUCAAUCUUCUGUGGAGAUGGCUGACCGUCAGCUUGUAAAGAUUAAGUCACCUCUUUGCAUGAGUGCUUUUGGUCCAUCUCCUGUUAAUAAAGAGAAUUAUUCCUGGUGGACUGGUCAGGAGAGACAGAAGGCUAUGAAGACUACCAGGGUCAUUGAUCUAUGUGAUAUUCAGCCCAAGAUGAAUGAACUCUUUGCUGGUGGCAUUAGAAAAGACGGUCAGUAUCUACACAUCUCUCAUGAAUUCAUCCAACACCAGGAUGUCAAGUUUGUUGACAAGGAUGGGAAGCUCCUAGGUCUUUUUAUCUCACAAACUUCUCCAAUCAUCAAUGACCAUCUCAGACAGCUCAAGGAUUAUCUUAAUUUGGAGAUGCCUAGUCAUAUGGCCCCUAUCGACUCUUCCCUCAACUCAGGUGGAACAUUUCCAACGAUGCACUUCAACUACUUUACCAGAUAUGGUGAACAGGUAUAUAUUUUCUCUCUCACAUCUGGUACAAUCUAA